This is a messenger RNA of Gamsiella multidivaricata, 4548 nucleotides long. RefSeq lists its product as uncharacterized. Bases 1 to 4548 code for a protein of 1515 amino acids. The record is from RefSeq and is a predicted model, not a curated record. Gene Ontology annotation, cellular component: MBF transcription complex; SBF transcription complex. Gene Ontology annotation, molecular function: DNA binding; protein binding; transcription regulator activity. NCBI's taxonomy places the organism in Eukaryota, Fungi, Mortierellomycota, Mortierellomycetes, Mortierellales, Mortierellaceae. The transcript has 3 exons.
AUGAGCACGAUAAAUAACACGAACACCCCUACCCCAACAGAUGGUACCGGCGAACGCGAUGCUUCAAACACGAACACGAUCAACCACCCUAGCAUAAACACCCUCGGCGGCAGCAGUAAUACCAACACCAGCAUCGACCCGAGCAAUGCAACAACCGUCGCGACCAAUAUCGCCUCUGGACCAUUUCUCGGACUCUUUCCCGCGGCAGGAACUGUCACUGUUACACCUACCACUUCCUCGAACGCGGAAGCACAGCAGCAGCCCUCUAUCGGGGAGGUCACGACGUCGUCCCUACCACAGGCAGUGUUCGCACCAAGCGCGUCCUCGAUUGAGCCUGAUGCAAAUGUUAUUUUAUCGCUGUUGCCGAGCAUCUCGGCCAUCCCGGGAAUCGACACCAACGGCGCCAGCUCCAUUCAGCCGAUAAUGGAAGCGCCAACCUCAAACCCAGCAGCAGUAGCCGUUUCACCGUCGACAAACAUAGUCCUACAGGCACAGGCACAGGCACCGCUGCAGCGACAGCAGGAACAACCAAUGUCUGCUUCAGUGCAGUUUCUGCAGCAGCAGUUGGCUGCACAACAGGAGGCAGCGAACCCCUUGGCUGGCACUGCACAACAAGGACAAGCAUCGGAGCAAACACUGGAGCAAGCACGAACAACGCCAGGACUGUUGCUCAAUGCACAGCCUUCACAUCCAGUCCAAUCUCAGCCUUUACAACAACUUGUCACACAGCAGCUUCUCCAGCAGCUACAGCAGCAGCCUUCUCAGAGCCAAAAUAUGUCUCAGCCCCAACCCCAACGGCAGUCUCUCCAGCAGCAGCGAUCGUCUCCAAUGCGGACACAGCAGGUACAGAUGCCCCAGACUUCUCAAGUGUCUGUAGCAAACCAGGACGGCGCAAUAAUUUCGUCCAUAGAUUUGGCAAAACCGGCUAUCGCCCCAUUGAGUAACGCAUCUAGUCAGAAGCAGCUUCAGGAACGGUCUCAGCAACAACAGCAUGAUCUUCAGCAACUGCAGGAACACAAUGCACGACUGGCAGCUGCAAUGGCUCCAGCUGAGAGUGGAGGACCGGUACCAACACCUCAGAAUAACAGUACCAUGCAACCACUGGAGGGCAUGAUUAGCAACAGCGAUAACAACAGCAGUGGCACAACCAAUGGCAACAACGCUGACGUCCCGGGACUACAUCUUCCACCAACUUCCUCACCCUCAGCACAAUCAUCAGUCCUCGUGAACGACUCUCCUAGUGUAGGACAGCAACAGACACCACCAGUAUUGGAAGGGAGCAAAAUUUCGAACGUUGGCGGCAGCGAUCACAUCGUCAGCUUCCCUAGAUCACCUGUUAUUGGACUCGGAGUUGAGCCUGAGCCUAUGAGUGAACCACUGAACAUUUCUGCCGGAUCAUUUGAAGCACCGGGCUCCAGCAAUUCGAUCCCAUCCAGUCAGCUAGAGGGCGUUAGUCCUCCGGUAGGAAAAUCUCCCCAGAUCUUCAAAGCAACUUACUCGGGCGUCCCGGUUUUUGAGAUGAUAUGCAGGGGAGUUGCGGUGAUGCGUCGUCGCUCGGACUCUUACCUGAAUGCGACCCAGAUUUUAAAGGUGGCCGAAUUUGACAAGCCGCAGCGAACGCGUAUCUUGGAAAGGGAGGUCCAGACUGGGGAGCACGAGAAGGUCCAAGGAGGCUAUGGAAAGUACCAAGGAACAUGGGUGCCGUACGAUCGUGGAGUUCAGCUGUGUCAGGAAUAUAACGUGCUUCAAUUGCUCCAGCCAUUACUUGAGUACCAAUUCUCGAAGAUCAACAGCCCACCUCUGGCGCCCAAACACGUCACUGCCGCAACGAACAGACCCCGAAAACCAAGGGAGCCAAAAGCCCCAGGAAAAUCAAGGAUGAAGAAGUCAAAGUCAAAGGGAGCCGCUCAUCUUUUGCCAAAGCCUGGAAUGCAAGGACCAGUUAUGGGUAUCAUCGAAGGUUCCGGUGCUGGUCGCGAGGGAUCCAUACCGACGUUUGAUAAUGAUGGCGAUGAUGAUGUGAGCACGUCGGAUCUUGACGAUGAAACGCAAAGUCGUGCUGGCACUGAAGCCAGUAUGGACGAGACCAUGAGCAUUUUGUCAGCUCAAACCAGAACACCCUCACCGAUUGAGUCGCGUGCAGAUCUCUCUUCGAGUGAGAUGUCUGAUGUAGAAACAAAUGCAUCAGGACGACGACGGCGCCAGAGAUCUGUCGAGCACGCACCAGGACCUCGCAAAAAGCAGAACAGCCGCCCAGGAGAUGAACUUUUCAUUGGAUACCAUGGCGGUCACAGCGGGCACCCGUCUUCGCAGCAGCAGCAGCAGCCGCAGCUUGGAUACCACAACCCAGCUGCUUUUCAUGCUCAGGAUGUAGAAAUGCGUUUGAGGGACAGUCCUCAUUCACCAUCCUUGCGUCAACCGUCGCCGUCCCCUCGUCGUGGGCCUUCAAGUGAACGUGGCAGGACUUUAGGUCCAGGGUCAUGGCAGGACGAUCGUUUGCCGAAUGCUGGAAUGGCAGCGGAUGAAUCCAAACAGGGCCUGUAUGCGGAGACGCUGCUCAACUAUUUCGUAUCGGACUCGGUCACACUGCCUUCAAUUUUGACCCACCCUCCUCCAGAUCUCGAUUUUGACCUCAUCAUCGAUGAAGAGGGACACACACCUUUGCAUUGGGCGGUGGCGAUGGCACGAACAAAGAUUGUGAAGCUGCUGGUACAACAUGGCGCAGACAUUUACAGAGUUAAUAAUCAAGGGCAGACCGCUUUGAUGCGAUCGGUUCUGUUCACCAACAACUUUGAUCUCAAAACAUUCCCGACCUUGCUGGAGAUCCUCCAAAAGACCAUCUUCACGAUUGACAAGAACGACCAGACUGUUUUCCACCAUGUGGCGGUGACGGCGGGAAUGCGUGGCAAGGUGCAUGCAUCCCGGUACUACAUGGAAUGUCUGCUCGACAAGUUGACACAGCACCCCCAGGAGCUGGCCUCGAUCAUCAACGUGCAGGAUGUUGUCGGCGAUACGGCACUGAUAAUUGCCGCACGGAUUGGGAACAAGAAGGUCGUGCGAUUGCUUCUGGAAAAAGGCGCAGAUCCAAAGAUUCGAAACAAGUCUGGUCGGAAUGCGGAUGAUUUCCUGCAGGACACAGAAAUGAAUGUCGCCGGCAGCAGCAGCGGUGGCGGUGGACCUCCUGUGUCUUCUUCCUUCCCUCGUCCCCAGCAGCAGUCAGCGCUGCCACCUUCAUCAUCCUCGUCCAUACCAUCACCAGCAAUUUCUGGAGGCCAUCAUCUUUCCCCACAACAGCACCAGCAGCAACAGCAACCACCGCCUCAUCAUCAUCACCAGCAGCUACAACAACAACAGCGUUCCCCUGCCCAUCCUCAUCAGCAUCAUCAUAACAGCAGCAAUAUUGGCAGCAGUGGCAACGGCAACCCACAGCGCAUGAGCCAUACUGUCAGCCAGCAGCAACCGCAUCACCACCAAGGCGCCAUGCCCCCGUCGGCAUCAACCACUCCACGCAUACCUAAUCACCCAUCCCCUAACCCGCAUGGUCACCCCUCCUCGACCAUGCGAUCGAUCACUCCACCACCUCCAAGACAAGGAGGUCAUACAUCACUGUCGUCAAACAACCUGGAUCGCUCACCCAAUGCAGGUUAUCAGGACUACCCUCCCAAUCGAUCUCCCAGGAACCCGCUCCAAUCCCACCUGCCUGGUCCUUCGGCGGCCUCUCCACCUCUCUACGGUCAGCGUCUCGAACCUACCACUCGUCCCAACCCUAUGUACGACCCAUCGUCUGGACGUGGACACCCGGGCUUUAAUGGCCAUCCUGCUGGCCCCGCAGGCAAUCGAGGAUUGGCGAUGGAGCGGACUCCAUCUUCGUCCAGGGAUCCUGCUGCAUAUGCCUCUGCACCUCACAAUGGCAGCGGCCCUGACCAAGCUCAAGGUCGGCCAUCUAAGAAGAUGAUUCCGGUAGUGACGGAGCUCUUUGAGCAGCUGACGCAGGCAUAUGAGAAGGAUUUGUAUGAGAAGGAGCAGGAUCUUUUGGAUGCGCGAAACAUGCUGCAGGGGAUUCAGGUCGAUAUUCAGGAUGGUCGUCGGGCGAUUGACGAGCUGCGUUCCAAGACGAUGUAUUUGCGUCAGGCGGAGGACCAGGUUAGGACACUGGAGGGUAUGAUUCGCCACGAGAUCAACCUGCGCCAGCGAUUGAAGCUAGAACAUUUGGUUGCGCAGGAGGAAACGCGAUUGAGGCGGGAGAUGGAGGAAGAAAAGGAAAAGGAGAAGAACUCGUUUGGGGCGACAGGAACAGGUGCUGUUGAUUUGGAACGCGUGCGUGCGCUGGAAAAGGAGGCGGCGGAAUUGAGGUCUAGUCUGGCACAUCUCCAGCAGACGCGCAAGGACCAGGUGGAGCAGGUUGUGCAGCUGAAGAGUCAACAAGGAAAGAGAAGACACGAGUACAAGCGGUUGAUUGCGCUGUGUUGCAAUGUAUCUAUCGAUGAGGUCGACGGACUGUUAGGGCCGUUGUUGAGUACGCUCGGAAGCGAGGAUGGACUGGUCUAA